GGGAGGGAGGGCUUCCUCUCCAUCCCUCCAUCCAUCCCUCUAUCUAUCCCUCCAUCGGUCAGGCAAGGUAUCGUCCCAGAUCUUCACUUCCCACCUUCCACCCUACCUACUUCCCGCUUCCCACGCCCUCUCUCUUCGCAUCAUCACCGUCAUCCUUCACCGACGACUUGAUCAUCGCUCUCUAUCGUCUUGUUAUUCACUGUCGGCAAUGGCUCAGCUUGCGGGAAUCGUGUGGACUCUGCUGGUCGCCCUGUCCCUGGUGGCCUGUCAGCCCUCUGCAAACAAGACGCCCGUGGUUUCCUACAGCACAUUCAGCCUGGUGAGUGAUGGAGCCGCCAACGACCAGCCGAGUGUCCGUGCGCUCAGCAGUCCGCCACCGCGUCCAGCUGCUGCAGCUGGCAUCCACCGCAUCAUCGUCAAGCUCAAGCACCCACACACCGAGGGCCUUGCCCGCGCAGAGACCAUCUCGAGGGCACUGCAGGCCUCCAUGUCAGCCGAGACCACCGUGCACACGGCUGAGACGACGGUCCACCACCUCAACAGCUUGUCCAUGGACGUGGUGGAUCUGCCGCUAGGUGUCGAUGCAGCGGCCACAUGCGAGGCUGCCCUCCUGGCGUCGGAUGAGAUCGACAUCUGCGAGCCGGAUGCCGUUGUUGCGACGGCCUCUGGCCGAAGGCUGCGCGCCCGGGCAGCACAGGAGCCCAACCGCUUCGUGCCCGACGACCCAAUCUUCAAGGAGCAGUGGGGGAUGGCCAGCAUCGAUAUGCCCGAGGCGUGGGCCUUCCUGUCUGAGCAGCAGCAGGAGACGGACAGUGGGGCCGACUCAGUGGGCAAAGGUACGGUGGUCGGGGUGAUUGACACCGGUGUCGACUACACCCAUCCGGACCUCAAGGACGCCAUGUGGGUCAAUCAAGGCGAGAUCGUUGGCAACGGCAUCGAUGACGACGGUAGGUCCCGAGGGAGGGAGGGAGGGAGGGAGGAUGCAGGAAGAGACAUUCACACACACGAUCUGCAUGCAUUCCUUGGUCUGUAUGUGUCUGUGUGCAGGUAACGGCUUUGUUGAUGACAUUCACGGCUGGGCCUGGUGCGACGGAUCCGAGAACCCGCACAUUGGCGACGGCGAUCCUAUGGAUGAGGGUGGCCAUGGAACUCACUGUGCAGGUACCAUCGCGGCGACUGCCAACAACCAGGAGGGCAUCGCAGGCGUCGCAUUUGGCAGAACCAAGAUCAUGGCACUCAAAUUCCUCUGCGGCGAGGUAGGUCGAGUAAACAUAGGGGCGCGGGGCGCUGAAAUCACAUGUCUGUGUGCGGCUACAUCAGGAUGGUCGGGGUUACACUGCUGACGCGGUCCACGCAAUCAACUAUGCCGUUGCCAUGGGGGCCACGCUCACAAGCAACAGCUGGGGCUCCCUUGGGUCUAGAGCACAUCCAGGGCUCGAGGAGGCCAUCAGGAAGGCAGAGGAGGCGAACAUGCUUUUCGUCGCCGCGGCUGGCAACGACGACAACGACAAUGACGGCCCCAGGAAAGGCUACCCGGCAUCAUCUGAGCUGGACAGCGUCAUCAGCGUCGGCGCGUCGAAUAAGGAAGGAGAGAAGGCGUGGUUCAGCAACUACGGCCUCGAGAGCGCUGACGUGUUUGCGCCGGGGACGAGAAUCGCCUCGACGAUGCCCGGUGGCAAGUAUGCGAAAAUGCAGGGCACCAGCAUGGCAACGCCAUUCGUUGCUGGUACGCAAGCACUGAGGACUGCAGUCUGUGUGAUACCCAUUAGACGAUCCACUCAAUCGCUGCUUUGUCUGUGACUUCAGGUUUGGCUGCCCUUCUGUGGUCGACGGAUCCGGCGCAGAGCUAUCGCGACAUCAAGCAUCGCAUUCUGUCGACUUCCGAGAAGAUGGACUCGCUCGAGGGCCUGUGCGUCACGGGGGGCCAGGUCAACGCACUGAAGGCCGUCACGUGUGCCGAUUGCAAAUGGACCCCCACGGAGGAGCCGACGGCGGCUCCGACGGAAGCCCCCACGCAGGAGCCUACGACGGAGGAGCCGGGGACCCCGUAAGGGCCCCCCACGGCUGGUUCGCUGACGAGAAGCUGCACUGACGGCCGGGGGGAAGACUGCCUGCCUGCCUGCUGUCUGUAACGGCGUAUAUGUAUGUGUGUGUAUGUCUGCGGCAUGUUGGUGUACUGACUGCACUGUCUGUGCUGUGGUGUGCUGUGGUUUGCUGUGCUCUAGCUUAGUAAGUGAGAGUCGUGUGUAGGUAGUUCUUCGUUCGUUCGUUCAUUCGCUGGUCGGCCGGCAGCGCCGCGCCACUGACUGCCACUCACUGUUUUGCGCAGCCUAGUCGGCUGCAUCUGCCCUUCGUCGUGUGUGAAUGAAACAGCUCUCUCUCUGUCUGUCUCUCUGUCUGUCUCUCUCUGAAUAGCUCUCAUUGUGCAUACACUCGUACGUUAGUGCUGUGUUCAUGUUGGUGCUUUGCCAAGCCGUCGGUGCACCGAGUUCUGACGCGACCCGACGUGAGCUGAGCGGCUUGUUGUCGUCUGUGUAUGCGUGUGUGCUGUGAUCUGAUCAUUGGCUGUAUAAAUUUGUCGAUAGCAAGUGACUGCACUGCACUGCACGCUGAUCUGUGCAUGUGUACAUAUUACACAUGGGAUGG
Molecule: messenger RNA, 2646 nt
Organism: Vitrella brassicaformis
Lineage: Eukaryota; Vitrellaceae
Source: the annotation of a GenBank genome assembly